UAUUUAUUUUAGUAUAUAAUUUCACUAUAUAAGUCUAUUCUAAGUUAAAAUAGUAUUACAUCAUGGAUAUAACACCAAAUGGAUCGUCAAAUCGUGAUUCUUUGUUAUGCUGCCGCGCCUGCCUGUCCACCGAACGCAGACUGUUCAGUAUCCAUGAAUCCAAGCUUACCGACGCCUUUUCUCACAUCUCGGGGACUCCUGUGUACCAGGACUAUUUCCCACAGUUCCUGUGCACAUUCUGCCGCGCCGUGCUGAUCAAAUCUGCUUCCUUCAGAGAGAUGUGUCUCCGCACACAGCAGACCCUCACAGCGGAGCCAUACAAGCAAGCGUUGAAUACAGAGUGUAUCCGCAGUAUACCCUCCCAUAGCAUCUACAACUUAACUAUAACUCAAUUAGAACCUCAAGAAUGCCCAGACUCACCUGUUCUACCUGACAUAGACAUAAAAGUCGAACCAAACAUAGACAUAGUAGACAUAGACAGUAUUAUAAAGAAUGAUCUGAAAGUAGAAUUAGAAAAAGAAGAAAUUAAUGACAAAGAUAAAGAUAUAAUAUUUGUGAAAGAUGUUGAAACUGUUAAAAAGAAAAAGAAAAGAUCUACAUGUAAGAAGAAUAAUAAAUUAGAAAAUGACUAUGAUGAACUAGAUGACAUAGAUGAUGACAGUAUUGUCAGUAAUGUCAGUCUAGAAGAUAAAAAGGAAGUAUAUGAAGAAAUGGAAUAUGAUGAUGAUGUAUAUAGAAAAAAUAGUAAAUCGAAAGUAAAGAAAAAAGGAAGAAAGGUAAAGAAGGCUGUUGCAGUUAAAAAUAAUAAAAACAAAGUUGUUCACCCAAAAGAGGCUACGAAGAAGACAGGAGCGAAGUAUCCGAGAGAUCCCACAAAUGACAUGCCGCUGUUUGAUUUUGACAAGUUUGAGAAGACUCAUGCUGUACAAAUUGUUACUUUGAGCAAGGAGGAGCAGCUGGAAGAGAUCGCCUCGCGCAAGAAGUCCCGAAACUACCUGGAGUCCCGGUUCCGGUGCGAGGACUGCGGGAAAGGCUUCGACGCUGAGGCCGCCUACAACAACCACCUACUGCGGCAUAGUCCAAGCAUGGGCCAGCACCCCUGUGAGAUCUGUUCCGUUCGCUUCAAGCUCAAGUGCCGGCGCCAGCAGCACCAGGACCUGCACCGGCUCAAGUUCCUCUGCAAGGAGUGCAGCUUCGUCUCCAGAACCAGGAGUCAAGCAAAAAGACAUCACGCCAUGCACGCAGGGAAAACUUACGAGUGCCAACACUGUGGGAAGACGUUCAAGAUGAGUUCAACGUACCUGACGCACGUGCGGCGCGCGCACGCCGCGCUGAAUGUGGCGUGCGAGGUGUGUGGAGAGACCUUUGUAGGGGAAAAGGGGCUCAAGCUUCACAAGAAGAGGACACACUCUGAGAACAUGCCACUGAGACUCAAGUGCGGUAUCUGCUCAGCUAACUUCUACAGUGUCGAAGCUCUGAACAGACACACAGACACGGCCGGUGAGCACAGGGACCUGCGGCCGUGCGAGCAGUGCGGCGAGAACUGUGCGAGCGAGGAGGCGCUACACAAGCAUGUCGGGGAGAUGCAUCCAUCGGAAUUGCGUCGGUGUGAAGAGUGCGGGUUGACGUUUCCCUCUGCGGCCUCGUACGACACCCACCACCGUCGCAAGCACCUGCAGCGCUACAAGGACGGGCGGAACGUGCAGCGCAAGCGCCGCGUGCCCCGCGCCCCGCCGCCCCGCGGGCAGUUCGUGUGCGAGCAGUGCGGACGCAUACUGCCGGACGGGCCUAACGUGCAGCGCAAGCGCCGCGUGCCCCGCGUCCCGCCGCCCCGCGGGCAGUUCGUGUGCGAGCAGUGCGGACGCAUACUGCCGCGCUACAAGGACGGCCGGAACGUCCAGCGCAAGCGCCGCGUGCCCCGCGCCCCGCCGCCCCGCGGGCAGUUCGUGUGCGAGCAGUGCGGACGCAUACUGCCGCGCUACAAGGACGGCCGGAACGUCCAGCGCAAGCGCCGCGUGCCCCGCGCCCCGCCGCCCCGCGGGCAGUUCGUGUGCGAGCAGUGCGGACGCAUACUGCCGCGCUACAUGGACGGCCGGAACGUCGAGCGCAAGCGCCGCGUGUCCCGCGCCCCGCCGCCCCGCGGGCAGUUCGUGUGCGAGCAGUGCGGACGCAUACUGCCGCGCUACAAGGACGGCCGGAACGUCCAGCGCAAGCGCCGCGUGCCCCGCGCCCCGCCGCCCCGCGGGCAGUUCGUGUGCGAGCAGUGCGGGCGCAUACUGCCGCGCUACAAGGACGGCCGGAACGUCCAGCGCAAGCGCCGCGUGCCCCGCGCCCCGUCGCCCCGCGGGCAGUUCGUGUGCGAGCAGUGCGGACGCAUACUGCCGCGCUACAAGGACGGCCGGAACGUCCAGCGCAAGCGCCGCGUGCCCCGCGCCCCGUCGCCCCGCGGGCAGUUCGUGUGCGAGCAGUGCGGACGCAUACUGCCGCGCUACAAGGACGGCCGGUACGUCCAGCGCAAGCGCCGCGUGCCCCGCGCCCCGUCGCCCCGCGGGCAGUUGGUGUGCGAGCAGUGCGGACGCAUACUGCCGCGCUACAAGGACGGCCGGAACGUCCAGCGCAAGCGCCGCGUGUCCCGCGCCCCGCCGCCCCGCGGGCAGUUCGUGUGCGAGCAGUGCGGACGCAUACUGCCGGUAUGUACUGUCUCACUCUAUCAACCCGCAGCGCUACAAGGACGGGCGGAACGUUCAGCGAAGCGCCGCGUGCCCCGCGCCCCGCCGCCCCGCGGGCAGUUCGUGUGCGAGCAGUGCGGACGCAUACUGCCGCGCUACAAGGACGGGCGGAACGUUCAGCGCAAGCGCCGCGUGUCCCGCGCCCCGCCGCCCCGCGGGCAGUUCGUGUGCGAGCAGUGCGGACGCAUACUGCCGGUAUGUACUGUCUCACUCUAUCAACCCGCAGCGCUACAAGGACGGGCGGAACGUUCAGCGAAGCGCCGCGUGCCCCGCGCCCCGCCGCCCCGCGGGCAGUUCGUGUGCGAGCAGUGCGGACGCAUACUGCCGCGCUACAAGGACGGGCGGAACGUUCAGCGCAAGCGCCGCGUGUCCCGCGCCCCGCCGCCCCGCGGGCAGUUCGUGUGCGAGCAGUGCGGACGCAUACUGCCGGUAUGUACUGUCUCACUCUAUCAACCCGCAGCGCUACAAGGACGGCCGGAACGUUCAGCGCAAGCGCCGCGUCGCCCCCAUGAAGAGCUGCGGCCCGCUUCGCCGCUGGCCGCCAACUUGUCUACACGCACUGGCGAUUCAGUGUGCGGCGAGACGCCGAUGAGGAACGCGACGCUGCUCCGGUACCACCAGCGCACGCAUCAGGACGUGAAGCCGUACGCCUGCACCGAGUGCCCGAAGACAUUCGCCUUGAAAUCUUCUUUAAACGUAAGCAUUCAAACUCAUUUCAGUGCGUACGGUAAGUAG
Messenger RNA from Cydia splendana, 3464 nucleotides. RefSeq names its product zinc finger protein 721-like. Gene Ontology annotation, cellular component: nucleus. The record is from RefSeq and is a predicted model, not a curated record. Gene Ontology annotation, biological process: regulation of transcription by RNA polymerase II. Bases 63 to 3464 code for a protein of 1133 amino acids. Lineage: Eukaryota; Metazoa; Arthropoda; Insecta; Lepidoptera; Tortricidae. The transcript has 21 exons. Gene Ontology annotation, molecular function: DNA-binding transcription activator activity, RNA polymerase II-specific; zinc ion binding; RNA polymerase II cis-regulatory region sequence-specific DNA binding.